GCUCGGUCUAACAUGUCCCUUUGUCCGAGACGUGGAGAGAGACAGUCUGUUUGCAGUUUGCACUUUGCUACUGUAGUUUCUUUGUCCGCUUCCUUCUCCCCCAAACUUGUAACCACAAGUGACAACCAUUCCACUGUUUAAUUUCUUUCUUUUUACUCUCACUCUGGCUUAGUUCACUUCUGCUAGCUGCCUGCAAAUGCAAUGAACUCAUGCUGUGCAAACGCCUCCUAGAUUCCCCUUUCAAGAAUGGAUUUCGGGUUAAUGGCGGCGGCCGGAACGGCGGGCACCACCCGGCAACACCCUGAUGAACCCCCAGGCGGCGGCGACACCCAUGGAUCUGGCCACCCAAAGCAAGAAAGAUCCGCAGCAGCGCCUUCUAAAGUUCCCAGCUUUUUAUGGAGAUCUGCGGACAGCGUGCCUGGAAAAGCCACCAUGCUUAGUUUCUCCUCCUCCAAGUCUGAAGAAAUCCCCUUUCUUUCUUCUGCGCCUGCCGGGGAAGAUUCAUCUAAAACCAUUUGUUUUCCGCUUUUCGAGUCCCACCAGAAACGCGGUCCCCAUUCUGGCGCCGCUUCUUCAGCUUACGCAAUUGGAGGUUUGAAUGAAAGCUUAAGGGGGGGUUCUGCUCGGAUCAGUGGACCAUUCACUCCAUCACAGUGGAUGGAACUGGAACAUCAGGCCUUGAUCUACAAGCACAUGGUGGCAAAUGUUCCAAUUCCUUCUAAUCUCCUCAUUCCCCUCAUGAAAUCGCUAAACCCCUAUGCGUUUUCUGGCUUAUCCCCUGGAUCUUACGCCCCGAAUUGGGGGUGGGGUGCAUUCCAUCUCGGUUUGUCUGCAAACACUGAUCCUGAACCUGGGAGGUGUCGUCGAACUGAUGGAAAAAAAUGGCGGUGCUCGAGAGAUGCUGUUCCUGAUCAGAAGUACUGUGAAAGGCACAUCAACAGAGGCCGCCAUCGUUCAAGAAAGCCUGUGGAAGGCCAGACUGGCCAUGCUGUUUCUGGAUCCACCACUUCAAAGGUAUCCCCAAUUGCUUCCUCCUCUGCCUCAGCAGCCUCGGUGAUAUCCUGUGAUGCCACAUCCAACACCUUCGGUGCCAUGAAGCACCACUUCAAUAACACUAAGCCCAGCCCCGCAAAUCCUUCCACUCACCAUCUCAUGAAUAACAGAACGCAAGGCCACAACCCUUACAAAGAAUCCUCCCAGGAGUUGGGUUUUGGAUUUCCAUCCUCAGAUUCUGUUCUAAAUCCUCUGCAAAGAAGGCCCUUUGUGAACUCCCAUAACUCUGAUACUCUUCUUGAUUUCAACGCCCAUGAACAGCAUCUAGUUCACCAUUUCAUCGACGGCUGGACAAAGGAACAGUCUACCUGCGCUCCUGCCUCCUGGCCAACCGAGCUGAAAUCAGACUGGACUCAGCUCUCGAUGUCAAUCCCCAUGGCUUCCUCCGAUUUCUCAUCAUCCUCAACCUCUCCCCGGCAAGAGAAACCCACCAUUUCACCUCUGAGGCUAUCACGCGAGCUCGAACCAUUCCAAAUGGGAUUGGGAGUGAGCAAUAAUGGCAUUGCUGACCCAAUUCAAAAGCCAUCAACUUGGAUUCCAGUAACCUGGGGGAACUCGAUGGGCGGUCCAUUAGGCGAGGCCCUAAACAACACGUAUGGUAGCGCUGGAGCUGGGAAGACCUCUCCUAAUCUGAACCUAACCACAGAAAUGUGGAGCAGUAGUCCUUACAUGGGGUCGUCCCCCACAGGCGUCCUGCAGAAAUCGUCCUUCGUCUCGCUCUCAAACAGCAGCACCGCAAGUAGCCCCCAAGACGAUAACAAGAAGGUUGAGAGUGCUAGAAUGUGCAAUGACAUGGUUGGUUCAAGUGUAGUAAGUUCUUUGUCUAUUCCAUCACUGUGAAGAAACCAAUCUGGAGAGGUUGAAGUUGAUAACUAGUAAUAUCGACAUUAUUAGUAUUCCUGCUGUUUUACUACAUUAACAUUGCUUGCCACUUUGUGUAGUUGUCGUUGUCAUCUCAUAGUAACGUUGUAGCUUAAAAUAAUGUUGAAUAUUCCUAUAUGUUUUUAUCAGAACUCGUAUUUGUUUUUAUCA
Messenger RNA from Ipomoea nil (Japanese morning glory), 2085 nucleotides. RefSeq names its product growth-regulating factor 1-like. The coding region runs from base 247 to 1893 and encodes 548 amino acids. NCBI's taxonomy places the organism in Eukaryota, Viridiplantae, Streptophyta, Magnoliopsida, Solanales, Convolvulaceae. Gene Ontology annotation, molecular function: ATP binding. The transcript has 4 exons. Gene Ontology annotation, cellular component: nucleus. Gene Ontology annotation, biological process: regulation of DNA-templated transcription; developmental process; DNA-templated transcription. The record is from RefSeq and is a predicted model, not a curated record.